AUAAUUCUCUUUUCAUUACCCUCCCUCUCUCUUUCUUGAAGUUGAAGAUACACAUUUAUUGAAGUUGAUUAUAGGAGAAUUGAUUACAGCAUCAUUUAAUGGCUUCCUUUUGGUCCUUCUUGGCAACUUUUAUGCUCUUUAUCACUAUUUUUUCUUCAACUCAAAUACAUGCACAAGUCUCCACAAUAUCAGCUGCCCCUGCAUUCUUGCCUAGUGCUCCUAUUCCCAUAGCUUCAACUCCAACUUUAUCACCAGACAUUACUCCUUUGUUUCCUACUCCUAAAGGUAUGGCUCCUUCUCCAACUGAAUCAUCUCUCCCAACAAUUCCUUCAAGUCCAAGCCCUCCAAAUCCAGACGUUAUGAUAGCACCUGGACCUGAAUUAGCCUUGUCACCAUUUGGAUCUUUGCCAGUUUCCUCCUCAGUUUCAGCAGCGCCAUUAAAGUUAGCCAUUUUUCUUGGUUUUCUACUGUUUUGCUUAAUGCAGCUUACUUGUAUGUGAGGUACUGUUAAUGGGGCAGUUCCAAUUAUUGUCAGUAGUGCGUCCACUUUAUGUUUGUAUAUUUCUUUUAGUGGUAUAUAGUAUUUGCUUUAGUGAUUUUAGUGAAUCAAGUGUGUAUGGCAUUGUUGGGCAUUAUGAUAGGAUAAUGUUUUAAAAAA
Molecule: messenger RNA, 658 nt
Organism: Pistacia vera
Lineage: Eukaryota; Viridiplantae; Streptophyta; Magnoliopsida; Sapindales; Anacardiaceae
Product: classical arabinogalactan protein 26
Exons: 1
Coding region: 99-500 (133 amino acids)
Source: RefSeq, a predicted model, not a curated record